CACACUAAUGCCCACCCUCUCCCUGGUACAACAGCGAACAAUAGAACAAUGGCUCCCUUCUCCAUCGCGCCUUGGCAGCUCGGUGCCAUUGCCGGAGUCAGCUCGUAAUGCUGCUUUACACGGGGGAAGAUGGGCGAGCAGAGACGAUCAGCAUCAAGCUCCUAUCAGCCGAGGUCUAUCUGGAGAAAGAGGGUGAAAAGAGAAUGGAAACCCUUGGAGGACCGAAGCUGCACAGAUCUCCCAUGGUUCCUUCUAUUUAUGCUCUUCUGCGGAGGAAUGGGUGCUAUCUGUGGUUACACUAUAGUGACAGGCGGUGCAGCACGCCUGGUGUUUGGAUAUGACAGCUACGGCAACACUUGCGGCCAGAGGAAUGAGGCCAUUGAAGGGGUCAAGCUCAGCGGCUUGGACCACAGUGACAGAAAAUAUGUGUUCUUCCUGGAUCCAUGCAACUUAGACAUAAUCCAAAGGAAGAUUAAAUCAAUGGCACUGUGUGUGUCGCAGUGUCCUACUGAGGAGUUGAAAACAUACGACGAUCUAAAGAAAUUUGCCAUGACGAAUGGCUCAGAGCUCUGCUCCUAUGAGCUGGCUGGCCAUAGGUACCCAAGCCUUCCAGAGCGCUUUGACAAAUGUCCUAAACUUCCAGUUCCACAGAGUAAAGCUCUGCCGGUGUUUAACCGCUGCACGCCUGUGGACAUUUCCUGCUAUUCUAAGUUUGCAGAGGCGGUGGUGACGUUUGUCAGUGAUAACACCAUACUUCACAGGCUGAUCGCUGGAGUGGUGGCCAGUAAGGAGAUCAUUGCGGGGCUUUGCCUGCUAGCGCUGGUGCUCUCCAUGAUCCUGAUGGUGAUUAUUCGCUACAUCUCUGCAGUCCUGGUGUGGAUUCUCACUGUUCUUGUGGUGCUGGGCUCACUAGGAGGCACCAGCUUUCUGUGGUGGUUAUAUAUAGACCACAGGCUGAUGAUGAACGAGACUGUGGCUACAGAUUUAAAGGAAGCAAAAGAAACCAAUGAUGAACCUGUGGCUCCCAAAGACCACGUGCAAGGACUACUGGUCUACGCCACCUCAGCAACGGUGUUCACGGUGAUCUUGCUGUUGCUGAUGCUGUUCAUGAGGAAGCGAGUGGCUCUGACCAUCGCCCUGUUCCACGUGGCCGGGAAAGUUUUCAUUCACCUGCCGCUGCUGGUGCUGCAGCCUUUCUGCACCUUCCUCGCCCUCUUCCUCUUCUGGGUCUACUGGAUCCUAGUACUCCUCUUCCUCGGAACCACCGGAAAUCCAGAGAAGAACGAGAAGACUGGUCUGACUGAGUUCAGACUGAGUGGCCCGCUGCAGUAUCUCACCUGGUACCACGCUGUGGGUCUCAUUUGGAUAAGUGAAUUCAUCUUGGCUUGUCAGCAGAUGACUGUAGCUGGAGCUGUGGUCACAUACUACUUUACCAGGGACAAGAACAAGCUCCCUUUGACGCCCAUCCUGUCAUCAGUGUUCCGUUUGAUCCGUUACCACCUGGGCACCGUGGCCAAGGGCUCCUUCAUUAUCACCCUGGUCAAGAUCCCACGUCUCAUCCUCAUCUACAUCCGUAAUCAGCUCAAAGGAAAGGAGAACGCAUGUGCACGCUGUAUGCUAAAGGCGUGUAUUUGUUGCCUGUGGUGUCUGGAGAAGUGCCUCAAUUAUCUAAAUCAGAAUGCAUACGCAGCUACGGCUAUCAACAGCACCAGUUUCUGCACGUCGGCACGUGAUGCGUUUGUGAUUCUGGUGGAAAACGCUCUGAGGGUGGCAGCCAUCAACACCGUGGGAGACUUUGUGCUUUUCCUGGGCAAGGUCCUGAUCGUGACAUGUACAGCGUUUGCGGGGGUGCUGGCGCUGAACUAUCAGGGGGACUACACAGAGUGGGUGCUGCCGCUCAUCAUCGUGUGCCUGUUCGCCUUUCUGGUGGCCCACUGCUUCCUGUCCAUCUUCGAGAUCGUGGUGGACGUGCUGUUUCUCUGCUUCGCCAUUGACACCAAAUACAACGACGGCACACCUGGCAAAGAGUUCUAUAUGGACAAAGCCCUUAUGGAGUUUGUGGAGAACAGCCGGAGGUCGGUGGCGCCGGCAGAGCGCGGACGGAGCAGCAAGCGUUCUCGCCCCCGUGAGGAGGCGGGGCUGACUGAGAUGAACACCAUGGCGCCCGGAACAAGCUCAGCUUGACCAAAAGCCGGCCAUGGGACUUUUUAAAGACAUUCCAAAAUGUUUAUUUUUACCAAUGUGUAACAUGUUUACUAUGGUUUCACUCCAGGGAAUACAAUAUUUUAAUAAGAAACUGUAUAAAAAAAAGAAAUAACAAUGUAAUGAAGCACUUUAUAUUGAAGCGCUGCAUAUUUUAAAAGGCUGAUGCAUUUUUCGUAGUGAUGUCCUUUUUUAUAAGACUAAAACAAUUGCCAUCUAGUGAAACAGUAUUAAUAAUGUCUAGAAUCACUGUUUUUAUUAUGUAAAAUUUUCAUAACAGACUUUUGUUUCUUUUUUUCUUAAAUGGGUUUCUUGAGGUUUAGUAGAAACCUUUGUGUCAUGCAGCAAUGAAGGACUUAAUUGGUUUUUUAUUGUUUUAGGUCCUAACACUGAAGCAUCUGUAUAUCAUUUGCUCUUAUUGAUAUUUUUAUUAUACCCAGUCACAUUAUGGAUGUGUAUUUGGGAUGAUGCUUAGAGGCUGAGAUAAAUUUUGAGAUUUUUUUUUUGUUUUGUUUUGUGCCUCAAUGUUAAAGAAGAUAAAACCCAAUGAUUUAGACAUCAAAAUGAAACUUGUUUGAAUCUUUUGGGCCAAUGACACCUGUUGUGCAAUGAUGGGUUUUUUUUUUCCCCAGCUUUACUUUAAGCUAAAUAUAAAGCAUAAAUGAUGUUAAUUAGGAUUAAAUGCAAACACUGGAUUA
This is a messenger RNA of Clarias gariepinus (North African catfish), 2900 nucleotides long. It is a transcript of the gene slc44a1b, whose product is annotated as solute carrier family 44 member 1b. The record is from RefSeq and is a predicted model, not a curated record. The transcript has 16 exons. Gene Ontology annotation, biological process: transmembrane transport. Gene Ontology annotation, molecular function: transmembrane transporter activity. The coding region runs from base 130 to 2184 and encodes 684 amino acids. NCBI's taxonomy places the organism in Eukaryota, Metazoa, Chordata, Actinopteri, Siluriformes, Clariidae. Gene Ontology annotation, cellular component: membrane.